CUUUUGUGACGCGCAUGACAGUCGUUGUAAAACUCAAGACGACAGUAAAUACCAAAGAGAAGUAGACGGUCCGUCAACAAAUACACGUAUCUGUCAGACAGAGCAGAGGGGGUAUUCAUGAUUUAAUAGUACGCAGAGGUCGAUACAUGUACAAAUAUUAUGUCGCACCUUCAUUAAGUGUGCGCAGGUGAAACAAACACUGAAAUCUGGACAGUUCCACUCUUCCACCUGGAAGUCUCUUCACCACCUUGGCACUUAACAUAUGUUUUUACAUGAAGAGGGGCGAGAAACCCGAGGGAUACAGACAAAUGCGACCCAAGACGUUCCCUGCGAGCAACUACAGUGGCAAUAGUCAACAAAUGCUGCAGGAGAUCCGGGAGAGCUUGCGGAACCUCACCCGGCCCUCAGAUGCUCCCAAGGCUGACGUGAGCGCCGGGAAGGGACCGCCGGACGAUCCCAGACAACAAGGGCGCAGCACCAACCCCAGGAACCCCCACCACCACAGAGCCCUGCAGGAGAUCCGCAAAUCACUCAUGCCUUUUGCUAAUGGAACUACCUCCAGUGGACACACUACAGACAUCAACAAACACAUGUUGCAAGUGCUGCAGGAUGCUGGCUUUGAUGAGGAGAUGGUGGUUUAUGCUCUGAAGCAGACAAACAGUCGUAGUGUGGAGGCAGCCAUAGAGUACAUCAGUAGGAUGAAUUUCCAGGAGCCUGUGAGGGAGCAGAUAACAGUCGCUGCUGCACGCCCUGUGAACACAGGAAUAAAACAAGCAGGUCCUUCCCAAAUUCAACAGACAGUGUUGCGGCGCCCAAGCUGGAAGGGAUCAAAGGAAUCACUGGCCCCACAGCGACACAGUGCUCUAAUGACUGAUGGCAUGAUUUACCGUCCUAGUAGCCCUGGACCUCAAAGUGACCUCUCACGGCCUGCUACCUUUCCUCAAAAUCUUGCUGCUGCAGCCAGCGGCCAACGAGUAAACCCACGGCAGGUGCGUAGCGUCACUCCUCCUCCCUCCUCAUGGGACUCCAAUCCUUCAACCAAGCGGUAUUCUGGGAACUUGGAUUACCUGGUGCCCCGGAUCUCUCCCGUGCCUCAGGGGCCCCGACCCGAUAGCUAUAUAAACCCUCCAUCCCAGGCGCAACGAGGGCUCAGUCCAGUGCCUGUGGGUCGGCAACCCAUCAUCAUGCAAAACCCCGGGAGCAACAAGUUCACCUUCCCCCCAUCCUGGCCCCAGAAUGGCGCCAUACAAGGUGAGUACAUGGGCAUUAAUAGCAGUGGCCGGCAGCCGCCGCCACCUCCAUAUCCCAUGCACCAGGCUAACAGACAGAGUCCCACGGCCCAGCAGAUGCAAUCCAGCGCUCUUGCCGCACCCUCAAAUGGAACCAGCCUUCCACCAAGCAUGCUGGUGCCCAACCGCAAUAGCCACAACCUUGAUAUGUACAACCUUGGAGUGCUUCCUCAGGUCAGAUCAUCUGUGCAGCAGCCUCAGACUUCACCCGGCCACAGCACCAAUCAGGACGUUCCUUCAUCAUGGCCCCAUAGCGUGCCGGGCCGCUCAAACUCCUUCACCAAUGCCCAGCCAAGUGGGCGUCAGUGCACUUCUGUGCCCAGCUCUCAACCUUCCGCCACUACCGUCACCACCAUUACACAGGCCCCCAUUCUGCAGCCGGUAAAGAGUAUGCGGGUGCAAAAGCCAGAGCUGCACACCGCCGUUGCCCCUACGCACCCACCUUGGCUGCAGCAGCCACCCCCUCCGCCCACUGCGUAUCAAGAGCCUCCUGCUCUCACAGCAGCCGCAGAAGUCCCGAGCUACCAGGGCCCACCUCCUCCUUAUCCUAAACACCUGCUACAGCAGCCACCUCCACCAGGGUAUGACCCUAGCCCCACACCAAAACCCAGCAACAAAGAGGAGGAUGGAGCGGAUAAUGACAACGACACGGACAGCACCUGCUCCAGCGAGCGUGCUGAGGCCUCUGAGGAACGUGAGAAGAAACAGAUCACAACGUCUCCCGUACCGGUGCGGCGUUACAAACGCGACGAGGAGCGCAAAGGGGAAAGCAGAGUUCCCAUGUACUCGCCACAGGCUUUCAAGUUCUUCAUGGAGCAGCAUGUGGAGAACAUCCUCAAGAAUCACCAGCAGAGGAUCCGAAGGAAGAAGCAGUUGGAGAGCGAGAUGCAGCGGGUGGGACUUUCAGGCGACGCACAGGAACAGAUGCGCAUGAUGCUGUCCCAGAAAGAAUCCAACUACAUCCGCCUCAAGCGCGCCAAAAUGGACAAAUCCAUGUUUGAUAAGAUCAAGACUCUGGGAAUUGGGGCAUUUGGAGAAGUGUGUUUGGCUCGGAAAGUGGACACGGGAGCGCUGUAUGCCAUGAAGACGCUCCGUAAAAAAGACGUCCUGUUAAGAAACCAGGUGGCCCAUGUGAAAGCUGAGCGGGAUAUUCUCGCUGAAGCAGAUAAUGAGUGGGUCGUCCGGUUGUAUUACUCGUUCCAGGAUAAAGAUAACUUGUAUUUUGUCAUGGACUACAUCCCUGGUGGGGACAUGAUGAGUCUUUUGAUCAGAAUGGGCAUUUUUCAAGAGGACUUGGCACAGUUUUACAUCGCAGAACUCACCUGUGCUGUGGAAAGCGUCCACAAAAUGGGUUUUAUCCAUCGAGACAUCAAACCUGACAACAUCCUAAUUGAUCGUGAUGGACACAUCAAACUGACAGACUUUGGCCUGUGCACUGGCUUCCGAUGGACUCACGACUCCAAAUACUACCAAAGCGGCGAUCAUGUGCGUCAGGACAGUAUGGACUUCAGUAAGGAGUGGGAAGAUCCUGCCAGCUGUCGCUGUGGGGACCGACUGAAGCCACUGGAGCGCAGAGCCGCUCGACAGCAUCAGCGCUGCUUGGCUCACUCACUGGUGGGCACUCCCAAUUACAUUGCACCCGAGGUCCUACUGCGCACAGGUUACACCCAGCUCUGUGAUUGGUGGAGUGUGGGUGUUAUCCUCUAUGAGAUGUUAGUUGGUCAGCCUCCUUUUCUGGCAACAACUCCUCUUGAGACCCAGAUGAAGGUGAUAAACUGGCAGACGACCCUACACAUCCCGCUGCAGGCCAAGCUGAGUCCAGAGGCCACCGACCUGAUCCUGAAGCUCUGCCGUGGCCCGGACGACCGGCUUGGGAAAAAUGGAGCUGAUGAGAUUAAAGCCCAGCCGUUCUUCAAAAGCAUCGACUUCUCCACAGAUCUACGGCAACAACACUAUGCGCCUUACAUCCCCAAAAUUACACACUGCACUGACACCUCCAACUUUGACCCCGUUGACCCUGACAAACUCUGGAGCGAUGAUGCUGACAGCAACCACAACGACACACUCAACCGCUGGUUCAAGAACGGCAAGCACCCGGAGCAUGCCUUCUACGAGUUCACCUUCCGCCGCUUCUUUGACGAUAACGGACACCCGUACAGCUGUCCCAAGCCCAUCGAGUGCGAGGAUUAUGACGUGGAAGAGGAAGAGUCGAUGGACCCUUCGAAGAGGUUGGGGCCGGAGCAGGGCCGGGACUUGGUUUAUGUUUAGCGUGAAUGUGUGUGUGGGUGAAUCUCACAAAACUAGUCAAGAUUCCCCAGAAAUCAAAAGAAACUAUCAAGAAAUUAUAUUUUGCAUGAACAUAAAUACAUACGUCCUGUAUAUCGGCAUUGUGAUAUUUUCAUGACAAUAUCAAGAACAUUUAAAACCUCAAUUUCUCAUUUCUGUAAUGCAGACAACUAUGUAUUAUUUAAAUUAACAUCAUGUAAUUAGUAAUUUGACAUCAUGGUAGUAUUAUUUUUUUUUUUUUUUUCACUGCCUCUAUAUGCUGAUUUAAAAAAAAUGAAUGACUUUGCUUUAUAGUCAUUUUUUAUGUAGUUAAACAUUAUUAGUAUUAAACAUUAUAAGUGUCAAAUUCAUUUGGACACUUAAAAGGAAUUUUGGGGGGAAUGAACAUGAACAUGCCAACCAUUUUAAUAGGUCUUAAAAUUGGCUUGAUUUUCUUUAUGCAGGAUAUCAUUUCUUAUUUCUUUGAUUUGUGGGGGCAUAUUUUCAUGAGACGGACCCGUGUAGGAUGUGUGUGUGGUGUUUUUAUAUGUUUGUGUGUGUGAUCUCUCUUCCAUCUAGCUACGGUGGUGACUGGUUGAGUCUGCCUUGACACUUUGUGCUGUAUUUAUUAUUUUUUUUGUUCAGGAUGCACUUGUCUGGUGCCUUUUAAACAACCGAGAAUCUAAUGAUGCAGUGGAGCUCUGUAUUUUUACUCCUCUUUAAUUUAUUUAAAGACUUUUUUUAAUGGUAGUUGAAAUGAGUCGAGUGUUUUCUUCCUCAGAUGAUGUCUUUAUUUAUGAUUGUGUGGAUUUGUUUCUCAUUUUGAGUGGCACAGGGCACUAGACUGCACAGGGACUAUGACUUUAUGCCUUCUUUCACCAAAACUAUGAGGGAGAUCAUCCUGUUCUCUGGUAAAUUUAGCUGACCGUUCAUUAUACAAGUUUCCAAGAAAAAAAAAACAUUGUAAAUUGUUGCUCUGUGUAUUUUUUUUUAUUUAUACACAAAAUUUGUAUAUAUAAGUUAUGCGGUGUAAAUUUGUACUUUUUCCCCUCUUCUUAGUCCCAAAGGAUAUGAUGUCAAAACAUGUUUUACGGUACAUAUGACUCCAGAUCCUGAGCAAAACUCAUUUAAAAACACUACUCUGGUUUCUCUCCUUGGUACGAAGAGAUCUUGCUGUGUCACUACCAAAGGCUUCGGUUUUUCUGCGAGAACGGUCGCAUAACAUAAUUUUAUUAUUUUCUUUUUUCCUGAAAUCUAUCCUGUGCAUUUCUGAAUGUAAUAAGGAACUUCUUUUCUUUGAUUAAACUGGUGGUCUUUUUCCAGGAAAAGCAUCUCUAGCUA
Molecule: messenger RNA, 4895 nt
Organism: Ctenopharyngodon idella (grass carp)
Lineage: Eukaryota; Metazoa; Chordata; Actinopteri; Cypriniformes; Xenocyprididae
Gene: lats1
Product: large tumor suppressor kinase 1
Exons: 8
Coding region: 273-3557 (1094 amino acids)
Biological process (GO): hippo signaling; G1/S transition of mitotic cell cycle; positive regulation of apoptotic process
Molecular function (GO): protein binding; protein serine/threonine kinase activity; ATP binding
Source: RefSeq, a predicted model, not a curated record